This is a messenger RNA of Morus notabilis, 1591 nucleotides long. Its product is annotated as SEC12-like protein 2. NCBI's taxonomy places the organism in Eukaryota, Viridiplantae, Streptophyta, Magnoliopsida, Rosales, Moraceae. Bases 27 to 1265 code for a protein of 412 amino acids. Gene Ontology annotation, cellular component: endoplasmic reticulum membrane. Gene Ontology annotation, biological process: protein secretion. The transcript is spliced from 10 exons. The record is from RefSeq and is a predicted model, not a curated record. Gene Ontology annotation, molecular function: guanyl-nucleotide exchange factor activity; protein binding; GTPase activator activity.
GUGACUCAGUGAGCGACUCGACCUUUAUGCUUAUCACACGAUUCGAGCUCAAAUUCAGACACAGAGAGAGAUCCGAGCGACCAACAAUGGCGAAGAGCAAUAAUCCAGAGCCUUCGAACUUCAGAAAGUACGGCGUGCCUUUCUACGCCGUUGCUUGGGUUCCCUACAAGUCCAUCCGAUUUGACUUCAAAUCCGAAGAAGACCAGAAAGAGGACCAGCCAGAUCGGAAUGACGAUCGGAACUAUGUCGUUUUGGCAGGCGGCGGCGGCGAGGGCCGGAGCGGGAUCCCCAACGCCGUCGUUCUCUCCGAGUUCGAUCUCGCCUCCAAUUCUCUCUCCGAUCUGCCUGUUGUUAAGCAUGGGACUGGCUCUGAUUUGCCUUAUCGAAUGGCGGGUCAUCCCCGUGGAGAGGGACUCAUUUGCUCAUUCCCAAAAUUUUGCAGAUGGUUUGAGUGGGAUGGAGAACGUAGCUCUGAAGGUCAUAAACUGGGUAUCAAGCAGUCUGAGAAAGAGCUUAACUUAUUGCAAGACGUUGAACAACAGUUAGCAUUGGAAUUUAACGAUGAGGGAUCUGUACUUGCAUCCGGUGGUGAGAAUGGCAAUUUAAAGGUUUUCAAAUGGCCUAGCAUGGAAAUUAUUCUUAAUGAAGCUCAAGCUCAUGCUAGUGUGAAGGAUUUAGAUUUCAGCCCUGAUGGAAAAUUGCUUGUCUCCCUGGGAAAUGGUGGCUGUAGGGUGUGGGAUGUAACUUCAUCAAAAGCUGUAGCUUCUCUGCCAAAGGGAAAUGAUGAAAUUUUUUGCUCAUGCAGAUUUUCACAGACCAAUGAGAAGAAUCUUGUUCUAUACACUGUUUCCGUGACAGGUAAAGGGGGAAGCAUUGCAACAUGGAACACAACCACAUGGAAGAGGAUUAGUUCUAAGUCUGUUGUCCGUGACACAAUUUUAGCCUUUGAUGUCUCUGCUGAUGGAAAGUUCCUUGCAUGUGGAACAACCGAAGGAGAUGUUAUGAUUAUAAACUCAACAAGUAUGCGGACUCAUCAAGUGAUUAAAAAGGCACACCUUGGCUUUGUAACUGCAUUGAGAUUCUCUCCUGAUUCAAGCGCUUUUGCUUCUGCGUCCCUGGACUCAAGUGCAAGGGUGACAAUAAUCCAGGAGGCGAAGGAAAAUCGAGAAAUUAGCUUGUGGCUCAUUAUAUUGAUUUUCCUAAUAGCCAUUGCUGCAUAUUUCUUUAAGAAUCCCCAGAUUUUGGAGUCAUUUACAAAAAUAUAGAAUACCAUCGCCACUAUUGUUGGAAAAGAUUUUGAAGUUUGCAAUAGAGCUAUGUUGUGCUAUUUCUCUUCUGUAUAGCAGUUGAUCUUGCGUGGGUCGAAGUUAGGCCUCUUUCUACCUACUAUUCGUUGACCAAAUAGCCAGUCUUGGAAAUGAGGUGUAAUAGGAUUUUGGUAGGUAUAAUAGGAUUGUGGAUAACACAGUUCUUUCUUUCAAAGGCAAAGAUAAAUGGAUAUCUAUAUGCUGAAAUAAAAUUAUAUCUUUGGGACAUGAUGCAAAUUUUUAUUCAAGUUUACAUUUGCUGCGUUCCAUGGAGUACAAUAUGA